GUCUAGACGGGGGUAUAGGGGGGAAUAGUAGUGAAGAAGUACUGUCCUUUCCUGUUCCAACUUCACACUCUUUCUCUCUCCUCUUUUUCUCAACAACAACCAAAGCUCUUCCUUUCAUGGCGGAUUUUUCUCUUCCACAUUUUUCCAUUUUUACCCCUUCAUUUAUUCACCUCUAAUAUUACAUCUUACUAGGUGGGUUCUUCAUAUACCAUUUUCCUUAUUUUUCUUUAAAAAAAAAAACCCGAAAAGUUUGCUUUUAGUACAAUCUCUCUUCUCAUUUUCACUGAAAUAACGAUAUUUUCACUACAUUUUCCCAGAAAAAUUAAUCGCUCUCUUAUUCCCAAAAAUUCUUCGUUAAAUGAACCGCCAAAAUCCUUCCUAUUCUUCACUUUUCUGUUGAUUCAUCGCUAGAAAAGUGUUGGAUUUUCAACAGUUUAAAGAUUUCUAGUUUUUUUUUAGGGUUCUUCAUUGUAGUUUAUUUGGGGGUUUUUGGGGUUUUCUUUGUUUGAUGUUCUGGGUUUUUAAUUUUAUUGCUAUUUUUAGUAGGUGAGAAAGGUGUUUGCGUUGUAUACAAGUUUCCUAAAAAGGUAAAAAAAUUUGAAAGCGACAAACCCAGAAACUAUGGCACCUUGGACCAGCUCUGAUUUCCCUUCACUCAAUUCCCAAACUCGCUCUUCAUCCGGGUCAACUCGCCCUCUAUUCGGGUCGACCCGACCUCCUAUGGGGUCGUCGGGUCGGACCCCACAUGGGUUUGGUGGGUCCCACCACCGUGGCAGAGGUGGGUCUGGUGGACCCUACCGUGGUGGUGGUAGUGGUGGUCGGAUUAACGACGACCCGAAUUCAUCAACCGGGUUUGGUGGGUCCCACCGCCGUGGACGAGGUGGUGGUGCGCCCUUUCGCCGUGGUACCGGUUACCGUGGCGGCCGAGGUGCUGAAAUGAUUCAUGAGAAUGCUGAUUAUCCAAACCCAUUUGAUGAUGAUGAUGUUAAUGAGAAAUUUGAUGAGCUUGAGGUUAUUGAAGAAAGCAAUGAUUUAGUUAAGAAUCUUGGUAAUCUUAACAUUAAUAAUCCCAAUAUGAUUAACUUUGAUGCAUACGAGGAUAUCCCAGUUGAAGUUAGUGGUGAAAAUGUGCCAAAUCCAGUGACUACAUUUGCUGAGAUUGAUUUAGGGAAAGCUUUAAAUGAGAAUAUUAGAAGGUGUAAGUAUGUUAAGCCAACCCCAAUUCAACGCCAUGCUAUUCCUAUUGCUGUGAAUGGCAGGGAUUUGAUGGCUUGUGCUCAAACCGGGUCCGGUAAAACCGCCGCCUUUUGUUUUCCGAUCAUUGCCGGUAUUUUGAAGCGGGUUCCGCCUUAUCGGCCCCCGUUGUCUCGUGGUGGUGGUGGUGGUAAUGGUAGGAUGGCUUGUCCUGUUGCCCUUAUUAUGUCUCCUACUAGGGAGCUUUCUUCUCAGAUACAUGAUGAGGCUACAAAGUUUGCUUAUCAGACAGGAGUUAAGGUGGCUGUAGCAUAUGGAGGCACACCCAUGGCUGAGCAGCUUCGCAGGUUGGCAAAGGGUGUUGAUAUUCUUGUGGCCACACCUGGUCGCCUGGUUGAUAUGGUUGAGAGAGGCAAAGUAUCUCUUCGUAUGAUCAGGUAUUUGGCUUUAGAUGAGGCGGAUAGAAUGCUGGAUAUGGGUUUUGAGCCUCAGAUACGUAAGAUUGUCCAGCAGAUGGAUAUGCCUCCGCCAGGUUCAAGACAGACUAUGCUUUUCAGUGCCACAUUUCCUACUGAAAUACAGAAGCUAGCGGCUGAUUUCCUUACAAAUUACAUAUUUCUUACUGUUGGAAAAGUUGGGUCAAGCACUGAUCUCAUCAAACAAAACAUAGAGUUUGUUAGGGAUUUCGACAAGAGACGGCAUCUGAAGAAUCUUCUCAUGUCUCAGAAGCUGAAUGGAACAAAUGGAAAGCAUGCUUUGACAAUUGUUUUUGCUGAAACAAAGAGGGGAGUUGAUGAUCUUGAGUACUGGUUGUCUGGCAAUGGCUUCCCAGCAACAGCAAUACACGGUGACAAAGCACAAUGGGAAAGAGAAAAGGCCUUGCGAUCUUUCAGGAGCGGAACCACUCCAAUUAUUGUCGCAACUGAUGUUGCAGCACGAGGGUUGGACAUUCCAUGUGUGGCUCACGUCAUCAACUUUGACUUGCCUCGUGACAUUGAUGACUAUGUUCAUCGCAUAGGUCGAACAGGACGUGCUGGUAAUUCGGGUCUUGCAACUGCUUUCUUCAAUGACAAGAACAUGUCAAUCUCCAAGGCACUCAUUGAGGUUAUGGAGGACAGUAACCAAGAAGUACCUUCUUGGCUUGCUGAAUAUGCUGAGACAACCUCGUCUUAUGGAUAUGGUGGUGGCAGCAGUAGUCGCCGUUCCAGAAGUGGCAAGUUUGGUGGUCAUGAUUACCGAAGUUUUAAUCAAGCUUCUAAUGGCUACUCUGGUUAUUCUGAUUACUCCAACAAUUACUCUGACCAUGUUCCAAGUGCUGAACCUUUAGUUGAUGAUACAUCUGCUGCUGCUGAUCCUUACAACUCUCCAGAAUAUGGUUUUACUCAUGGUUACGACAAUAUUGUACCCAGUGGCUGGGAUUGAUCCAGUUAUCUGCUUAGCUAAUCUAUCUUUUGGCAGACCUCUUAAGACUGUUACUGCUUAGCAUCGUUACAUGCUCUCUGAUAUGCAUAGCUAAUGAUAAAUAGGAUGUAAAUGCAACUUUGGCAAGGAGCUUUGUUCGAACCAACCACGGUUCUGAGGCAAAGUUAUAGUUAACUUUCACGAGGAUUUGGGUGGGGUGGACUACUAAUUGGAGCUUUUUGUACAGGUGGUUGGUAUAUCUAUGUUUUUGACUAUUGCUCAGUGACCUUGAACAAUAUAUUUGAGAUAUAUGAAAGCUUUGUUAGAUCA
Chenopodium quinoa (quinoa) is the source of this 2925-nucleotide messenger RNA. Its product is annotated as DEAD-box ATP-dependent RNA helicase 52C-like. The transcript has 6 exons. Bases 622 to 2616 code for a protein of 664 amino acids. Gene Ontology annotation, molecular function: ATP binding; RNA binding; RNA helicase activity. Lineage: Eukaryota; Viridiplantae; Streptophyta; Magnoliopsida; Caryophyllales; Amaranthaceae. Gene Ontology annotation, cellular component: nucleus. The record is from RefSeq and is a predicted model, not a curated record.